CAAGCAGAUCACAAUUUACCCAUCGUAAGGCCCCUGGUUGCACCCAAUCCAUGCUAUGAAAUGCUAUCGCGUGUUCCAGGUGGCCCAGCUAGACUUCCCAACCCAACGGGAGACGAAGUCCUUCGGACCUUGACGAAAACGAACGACCCCUUGACAUUCAACAACGCAAGCCCAGCUCACAGAAGAGAGAAGAACUAAGAUGGCAGCGAUCACGAGUGCGGUUGUGGCGAUCGCGGCGGUGAUCCUGGGCUGGAUCACCAUCGAGAUCGCCUGCAAACCGUGCCUGGAGAAAGGCCGAGAAGCCAUCGAUCGCUCCCUCGACCCCAACUACGACCCGGACUCCCCUAUCUCCGCACCUAACCACACCCAGCCCCUCCUCGAUCCCACCCCAUCUGCUCCUCCAAUCUCCACCACCACCGUUAAGACUAUCUGAUGAUUCUCUCCGUGAUGUUUUACAUCUUUUACUUAAAAAAUGCUCAGGUUUAUACUGCUUUAUAUUGCAUCCUAUUAUGUGUUUCUUGGAUGAGUUUGUUUGUUUUAUCAUAUAUGUAAACGAUCAUGCACCUAGAUAAAUGGUAAUGAGAGGAUUGGUUUUACUUCACA
Messenger RNA from Dioscorea cayenensis subsp. rotundata (Guinea yam), 603 nucleotides. Its product is annotated as outer envelope membrane protein 7. The transcript has a single exon. The record is from RefSeq and is a predicted model, not a curated record. Lineage: Eukaryota; Viridiplantae; Streptophyta; Magnoliopsida; Dioscoreales; Dioscoreaceae. Bases 200 to 433 code for a protein of 77 amino acids.